Molecule: messenger RNA, 4806 nt
Organism: Zootoca vivipara (common lizard)
Lineage: Eukaryota; Metazoa; Chordata; Lepidosauria; Squamata; Lacertidae
Gene: USP39
Product: ubiquitin specific peptidase 39
Biological process (GO): spliceosomal complex assembly; mRNA processing; protein deubiquitination
Molecular function (GO): cysteine-type deubiquitinase activity; zinc ion binding
Source: RefSeq, a predicted model, not a curated record
GUAGACGCGACCGUUGCCCUCCACGUGACGGCAACAACGGCGCGCCGGCAGGCUCUCCUCUGCGCGUGCGCAUGUGAACGUCGCGCUUCCGCGGAGAUGUCUGGACGGGUGAAGCGGGAGCGGGAUUCCCGCCCGCUGUCGGUGCGGAGCUCGCUGUCCAGCCGCGCCCCGCAAGAGCCAGGCGGGGAGGGCGGCGCGCCUCGAGGCCUGCGGGCGGACGCCGGGCGGGUGAAGCGGGAGCCUGCCGACGAGGAGCCCCGGGUCAAGCAGGAGCCGCUCGACGAGGAGGACGAUAACGAGGAGCCCACCGUUAAAUAUGGUCGAUUCGACCCAGAGGACCGACGGAGCAGGCACUGCCCAUACUUGGACACCAUAAACAAGAGUGUUCUCGACUUUGACUUUGAGAAGCUGUGUUCAAUCUCGCUCUCCCAUAUCAACGUUUAUGCUUGCUUGGUGUGUGGGAAAUAUUUUCAGGGUCGGGGCUUGAAAUCCCAUGCUUACAUUCACAGUGUACAGUUCAGCCAUCACGUCUUCCUCAACCUUCACACCCUGAAGUUCUAUUGUCUGCCAGACAACUAUGAAAUCAUUGAUUCUUCACUUGAGGAUAUCACCUAUGUCCUGAAGCCCACCUUCACCAAGCAACAUAUUUCCAACUUGGAUAAGCAAGCCAAACUCUCUCGAGCCUAUGACGGCACCACGUACCUGCCGGGCAUUGUGGGAUUGAACAACAUCAAAGCAAAUGAUUAUGCUAAUGCGAUUCUCCAGGCCCUAUCUAAUGUCCCACCACUGCGGAAUUAUUUUUUGGAGGAGGAGAACUACAAGAACAUCAAGCGCCCUCCAGGAGACAUCAUGUUUCUGCUGGUUCAGAGAUUUGGAGAGCUCAUGAGGAAACUAUGGAAUCCUCGAAAUUUCAAGGCUCACGUCUCCCCCCAUGAAAUGCUGCAGGCUGUGGUUCUCUGCAGCAAGAAGAACUUCCAGAUCACCAAGCAAGGUGAUGGGGUUGACUUUCUGUCCUGGUUCCUGAAUGCCUUGCAUUCUGCUCUUGGGGGGACAAAGAAGAAGAAAAAGACCAUUAUGACAGACGUUUUCCAGGGCUCCAUGCGGAUAUUCACCAAGAAAUUGCCACACCCUGAUUUGCCAGCAGAGGAGAAGGAGCAGCUGCUCCAGAAUGACGAAUACCAGGAGAAAAUGGUGGAAUCCACUUUCAUGUAUCUAACCCUGGACCUCCCCACGGCUCCCCUGUACAAGGAUGAGAAGGAGCAACUCAUCAUUCCCCAAGUACCGCUUUUCAACAUCCUGGCCAAGUUCAACGGAAUUACAGAGAAGGAAUAUAAAACCUAUAAGGAGAACUUCCUAAAGCGUUUCCAGCUCACCAAGUUGCCUCCUUACCUCAUCUUUUGCAUCAAGAGGUUCACCAAAAACAAUUUCUUUGUGGAGAAGAACCCCACUAUUGUCAACUUCCCCAUAACGAAUGUAGAUCUCCGGGAAUACCUGUCUGAGGAAGUGCAGGCUGUACAUAAGAAUACAACCUAUGAUCUCAUCGCAAACAUCGUGCAUGAUGGGAAACCAACAGAAGGGGCAUACCGGAUACAUGUAUUGCACCAUGGCACAGGCAAGUGGUAUGAGCUGCAAGAUUUGCAGGUGACAGACAUUCUUCCCCAGAUGAUCACCCUCUCUGAGGCUUACAUUCAGAUCUGGAAAAGACGAGAUAGCAAAGAGGAGACCAACCAGCAAGGGGCUUGAAAAGGGAAACGAAGAGCCCCAGAAGGAUGCAGAUGCUAUCACAGCAUUGCCUCUGCUGUGAAAUGGAGACUGGUGUUUGGUGUUCGGUCAGUCAAGCUGGUGUUGUCUUUUAGAAGCCUCUCUCUUCCUGUUGCUGGCUCUGUUCAUUAAGCAGCGCAGCAGGGAAUGGAUUCCUUGGUGCCACCUGGCAGCUCAGUCCUGGCUAUGUUCUCAUUGGAGAAGAACUAGCAAGAAGACAGGGCAAGAGUGUAUUUUCUCGACUUCUUUGGGCACAGCUAACUCUGCAUCCCAUUUCACUGUCCAGCAAGUCUACCUAGUGCUGCAAUCAAUUUCAGGGGGCGACAGGAGGCCUUUCCCUUGUGUGUUGUUUAAGGCUACUACUUCUGAGUCCUGUGUGCAUUAAAUGUGUAUACUUGGUUUUCUAAUAUGGUAUGUCUUUUCUCCAGAGCAAACCCUUUUGCUGAAAACUGGACUAGCAUUCAGCAGAAAUGGUCACCUGAUGAGGAAGUGCAGUGGUGGCUAAAGUGAGUGUUGCUGAAGGGUGAAAGGGGCCACGUCCUCUUACUAAUUUCAUUUGCAUCAAUGACAUCCCUAGGCCAUAUGCACUCUCUGUAGUUGUUAUUAAUUUCCACCCCUUCCCUCCUUUGCCACAAUAGCUUCCCCCUAAUGUAGUGAAGCAGGAUUAUGAUGGCAAGUGGAGAAUGAACACCCUGUCAUUCCUCCUCUUUCACCACCAUCCCAGUCAGGUGCCAUUUCCACGUGGAGAACCACCAGAAAUCCCUUUGGUGGCCGCUUAUGGCCUGCAGGCCACAGUUUAGCCACAUGAGUUGGAAAGUAGCACUUAACUUGGACACUGUUUUUGCUAAUACCGUAGUUAUAACUUUUCAUACAAGAAUUCUAACCAUCAAGUGGCAUCUCAGAACUUGUGUCUCAUUGAGGUAUUGCUAACAACAAAUGUUUGAAUUGAUGAUGCUUGAAAACUGGAGCAUGGUCUUCUGGUUCCCUUUGCUGCAGCACCUUCAUGCUCAGGCACAUAUGAAAUUAGACCAAGAGUUUGACCAUAGUAUCCUCCUGGACCAACUGCUGAGGAUGGCUAUUGGAGGCACUUUUGCAGUGGCUUUGUUCCUACCUGUGUGGUUUGAAUCCCAAGAGUAGUAUGGGGAGGGGGGUUCAGCUCCCUGGCACUUGUGCUGUAGAGUUCCACAACACUUGGUCCCCAGUGUUAUUUAAUAUCUACAUAGAGCUAUUGAGAGCAGGAGUUUUGGAGCUUCUUUGGGAGGAAGGGUGGGAUAUACCUUUCAUUAAUAACACUGAUACUGAGUCCUGAAGCACAUGCAGCUCUAUUUCUCCAUAAUAUCUGAAUCAGGAGAGACGAAUGAAUGGACUGAAUGAGGGCCAAUAAACUAAGUUUGGAUCCAGGGAAGAUGGAGGCUCUGUGGAUAGGAGGUUCAUGUGUCUGUUCCGUUGAGGGUUGCAGGUCCAUGGGUUGGGGUGGUACUCCUGGAUUACAUCCAUGUCAUUAGAGGCCCAAGCGACCACUGUGCCUAGGAGCAACUUUUGCCAACUGGCUAUUUCUGAACUGGGGUAGCCUGGCCUCUGCAUUCCAUGCAUUAGGGACCUCAGGACUGGAUUAUUGCAAUGCACUGCAUGAGAGUCUGCCCAUAGGCUCAAUCCCAAAUCUCCAGAAUGCAAUGGCUAGACUACCGAUGGGGGCAAAUGGCUGCUAGCAUAUAACACCUCUGUUAAAACAUGUACACUGGCUGCUCAUCUGCUGGGCCAAGUAUCAAGGUUCCUGCAUUAAUAUACAAAUCCCUGAAUACCUUGAGUCAGGGAUACCUUAAGGAUUGCCUGAGCCCUUACAUCCCAGCUCAAUCACUGAGGUCAUCCAGAGGAACACUGUUAGUUGUCCCCUGUAUUACAGAGGCCCAGCAGGUCUCAACUAGAAGUUGGGCAUUUAGUGUCAUCACACCCAUGCUGCGGAAGAGCCUUCCAACAGAAAUUAGGUUGGUAUCCUUGCCUUCUGAAGUCUCUUGAAGAAUUUUUAAAAUGUCAACAGGCCUGUUCAUCAGUUUACGCUUUUCAGGUGCACCUGUCUUUUUCAUGAUCAUUUGGAAUGGUUUUAACAGCAUUUUCUUUCUCUUGUAAAUUUUGUUCCAUGCUGCCCUCCUAUGAGACUAUAAAUAUUUUUAUAAAUAAAACCAAACGCAAAUUGGGGGAAGAGGCAUAGCUGUAAUAGUUGAGAGUAUGAGAGCCUCAUGGUUUUCCUCAUCCCCUGCCACAAUGUCAUCAGGAAGUGGUUCGUGAGGCAGGGCUGUGUAACCCUCCCCUAUUCGCUGUAUGCUGCUGGCUCCCCGUUCUUUGGCUACAGCCACACAUGAUUCUGGCAGUGCUGCACAGCCUAGAAGGGAGAGAAGAGAGAAAUUAGAUCCAAACCCAAAAGAGGCAAGGCAGACAUUCUGUAGUGGAUGAAGGUACAGAAGCUACCUGGGAACUUCAGGGUCUCUGCAGUUUCUGUGUUGGGGGCAUGUGAAGGCUCUGGUUUAACAGCUCAAAGUGGAAUUGUGGGAAAUGGUUGCAUUUAUAGACUGCAAGUGCCGCAAAAGCCCAAUCUUAUUACACCCUUUCACCAGCACCUCCUGUGCCAAUUCCACGCAAUAUAUACUGUAAUGAGAGUGGCUUCCAUGGGAUUCCAAGCUGUUGGUAGCGAUUGACAGACGGAAACUUUUGAAACAUUGCAGCUAGCUUUGUUUUUCUGUGCUGGGAGGGGUGUUUCACAUGCCUACUAAUAAACAGAAAAACACUAAAACAUCACACAAUGGUUUUAUAUCCAUCUAUCUAUCUCACAGAUGCGAAGAAGAAUGAUGACUUUUAUUUUUACAAUAUGCCUAAAGACUUCACCCCCAAAUGCCUUUGUCAAUUGGUUUUUACCUUGUUUCUUAGGGCUUGUCCGCACUUGCACUUGUCCCCUUGCCUAGAAAGCAUGGGUCCAAGUGGCUUUCCACUUGCCCCACCACUUUCUCCAGGAAAGCCUGCUCUUUAGUGCUGAAUUGGAACAAAUGUUAA